AUGCAGUCAGAGCCUGACGGUGAAUAUAAGUUCAUCCUUAAUUAUCAAGAUCAUCUCACCAAAUUUGUUGUUUUGCGUCCCUUGAAAACGAAAACCGCUGAUGAAGUAUCCGACGUCCUUCUGGACAUAUUCUGCUUAUUUGGCGCCCCAUACAUUCUACACAGCGACAAUGGGCGGGAAUUUUGCAACCGGGUAAUCGAGAACCUAGCCCGUAAAUGGAGUGCCAUUAAACUAGUACACGGAAAACCAAGACACUCACAGAGCCAAGGGUCUGUCGAACGAGCCAAUCAAGACGUAAGGGAUAGUCUUGUUGCUUGGAUGGCUGACAACAACACCUCUGGCUGGGCAAAUGGCCUCAAGAUCAUACAAAAUACUAAGAACAACAGUUACCACAGUGGUAUUAAGAGAACCCCGUACGAAGCUAUGUUCGGCGCACCUCAGAGAAAUGGACUAAUAGAUUCUCCUUUGACAUCAGAAGUCGUGAAGAUAAUAACAACCGAAGAAGAACUUGAAUAUGAGCUCUCUAAGCUAGAAAGCAGUUUGAUUGAAGUAGAGAACGAAAAGGAAACUCCUAUGGAUGAAACUACACCAGAAGUCUGGCCAACGAUCGUAAACAACAACAAACAUAAAGAACAAGAAUCUACGUCAAUCGAAAUAAUUUCACAAUGUGACAAUGAUUGCGACAAAGGAAGCAACUGUUUUGAAUGUGGGCAGCACAUCCAUAAUGAAGACGUGGAUAGGAGUUAG
Messenger RNA from Macrosteles quadrilineatus (aster leafhopper), 747 nucleotides. RefSeq names its product KRAB-A domain-containing protein 2-like. The transcript has 2 exons. The coding region runs from base 1 to 747 and encodes 248 amino acids. Lineage: Eukaryota; Metazoa; Arthropoda; Insecta; Hemiptera; Cicadellidae. Gene Ontology annotation, molecular function: nucleic acid binding. Gene Ontology annotation, biological process: DNA integration. The record is from RefSeq and is a predicted model, not a curated record.